This is a messenger RNA of Labrus mixtus (cuckoo wrasse), 1103 nucleotides long. RefSeq names its product biliverdin reductase A (gene blvra). NCBI's taxonomy places the organism in Eukaryota, Metazoa, Chordata, Actinopteri, Labriformes, Labridae. Gene Ontology annotation, biological process: heme catabolic process. Gene Ontology annotation, molecular function: zinc ion binding; nucleotide binding; biliverdin reductase [NAD(P)H] activity. The coding region runs from base 31 to 1098 and encodes 355 amino acids. The record is from RefSeq and is a predicted model, not a curated record. The transcript has 8 exons.
GAAGAAGACUUCUAGGUACACAGCGUGAACAUGUUUGGAGCAGUGGUAGUCGGUAUUGGCACAGCUGGAUGGGUGAGGAUUAGAGACAUCUUGGCCCCCCUGCCUGGCAGUCCUGCAGAGAAACUCACUAUCAGAGGAUUCAUAUCCAGGAGAAGCCUGGACCCUCAGCAGGGGAUAUGUCAGAUCCCAAUUCAAAAGGCUUUGAGCAGAGAGGACAUUCAUGUGGCUUUCAUCUGCACUGAGAAUGUGUUGCAUGAAGAGAACAUCAGAGCUUUCCUGCAGGCAGGUAAACACGUCUGUGUUGAGUAUCCCAUGACCUUGGACUAUAAGGCUGCUGAGGAGCUGUGGGAUUUUGCCGAGAAAAAGGGAGUGAUUCUCCAUGAGGAACACAUCGAGCUGCUAUCAGAAGACUACAAAGCUCUUAAGAGAGAAGUAGAGGGUAAAGUCCUGCAAGAAGGAACCCUUCAUUUUACUGGUGGACCUCUGAAACCUGGAGCUGGUUUCCCAUCAUUCUCUGGCAUUGCUCGCCUCACCUGUUUGGUUGAGUGGUUUGGUGAGCUGUCAGUUACCGCAGCCACCAUGGACCACCAUUCUGAUAGAAACUACAGUAAAAUGACUGCUACGCUUCUUACUGUUGACAACAGACCUUUGACAUGGAUUGAGGAACGGGGACCAAACCUGCAAAGGGCCAAGCACAUCAAUUUUCAAUUCGACACCUGCACUCUUACUCAGAUCCCUCCCACACCCAGAGGGGCUGUGGGCCUCUUCAUGCAGGAUUUAACCUACUUCUCUGCCAAGCUAACAGGUCAAGUGAGCCAGGAGGAGCUUCAGUGGGAAAAACAACGAGUCCUACACUGUCUGAAACUGGCAGAGACAAUACAACAAUUUUGCCAAGUCAUUCCGUGCCGCCAUGUUGAAGGACGUCUCAAGUCGCUUAUUUCGGCAGCGAGGAGCGAGGGAAUAACCCUGAGGAGCUAUGAUCAAGGAAACAUGAGAGCAUCUUUCCAGAAAGUCUUUUUACUGACAGACACGCCCCCCCUUAUCGAAUAUCACUCAUUGAUUGGACGCUGCAGCGGAUCAGACUUCAAUGAAACUUAGUAACA